Molecule: messenger RNA, 6970 nt
Organism: Oryctolagus cuniculus (rabbit)
Lineage: Eukaryota; Metazoa; Chordata; Mammalia; Lagomorpha; Leporidae
Source: RefSeq, a predicted model, not a curated record
GAAGCUUCUUUUUAGAAACUCAUUCCUAGUAGUCGGUAAGAAUGUUUUCUUUUUUAAAAUAAAUACACAUACCAACUUUUUUUUAGCGAUUCAGAGGUAAGUAUUCAGUAUCCUCUACCCCCUUAAGCCCUAGACUCGGUGCUGGGAUUGGUCUUUAUUUGCUAAAGCCGUAGCCAGUUGAUAGACACACAGGGUGGUGUAAAGGGGCAGUGUUGUAUUGAUCUCUGCUGUUUGCCUUCAGCUUACCGGAAAACGCCAUCUGGGUCCUCAGGACAAAACAGAGCAGAGCCUUUUGUGUCCGUGGCACAUUAUUCCCUGUUCAUAGGAGAAUAAUACUGCUAAGUGAGACGAGCCCGUGAAGACGGAUAUUUAAGGAGCAGGCAGCUGCUGUGUCCCCACAAGUUCUCGCUCACGGUGCACAGAGAAAAUGUUCUCCCUAGGCAGAGGCUGGCUCUGGCUCUGCAUCAGAACAGCUGUGCUUCUGGGGAAUCCCCUAAAUGCCCCGGGGCAGCAGGGGAAAAGGCACUGUUACCAGCUCCACAGAUUACAGUACUCCCUCCCAGAAGCAGAGAAGCACUGCCAUGACCGUGGGGGCCACCUCCUUAACCCCUGGAACCAGGCAGUUCAGGGCUUCAUCCAGAAAUCUCUGGAAGAAGGGACGACGUGGUGGAUUGGGCAAAAGAGACGGCUUGAAAGAAAACACUCCGCAGAUGUCAUCAGCCAACUGCCACAUUUCAGCUGCACUCUCGUGUCCAGGAACGCCGGUCAGACCACGACACAAGAGGACUCGUGCUCCAACAAACAUUUUUUCAUUUGCCAGACUGCUCAAGAUGCCAUUUACAAAAGAAAUGAAAAUAAUUCUAAUCCACAAACAAGACCCAUGCCACAAAGAAAUGAAAAGGCCUCAGGUAGAGUUGCAGACAGUGAGAGAGAGAGACAGAGAGAAAGGUCUUCCUCCCAUUGGUUCACUCCCCAAAAGGCUACUACGGCUGGUGCUGCACCGAUCCGAAGUCAGAAGAAGCCAAGUGUCUCCCCCCAGUCUCCCAUGCAGCUGCAGGGACCCAAGCACUUGGGCCAUCCUCUACUGCCUUCCCGGGCCACAGCAGAGAGCUGGCCUGGAAGAGGAGCAACCUGGACCAGAACCUGGCACUCACAUGGAAUGCCGGCAUCACAGGCAGAAGAUCAACCAAGAGCCACUCGCCAUUCAUUCCUCUGCCACUCGUCUGUUCCUAUUCCUGGUCCUCUUAACCUGUGCCAGCCUGUCAGCUCGUGUCCUUUGACAGAAGUCACACCACUGGUGACAAAGGCCACCUCUGCUCCACCCAGCCCGUCCCUCCCCGGGAUCAGCGAGCUCACCUUGCCUGCGGCGGCCACACAUGCUGCAGGAUCUGUGGUCAGCGAGCUCACCUGGCCUGCGGCGGCCACACGUGCUGCAGGAUCUGUGGUCAGCGAGCUCACCUUGCCUGCGGCGGCCACACGUGCUGCAGGAUCUGUGGUCAGCGAGCUCACCUGGCCUGCGGCGGCCACACGUGCUGGAACAUCUGCGGCAGGAAGCCCUCCAAGGCCAGCGCAGGACGCACAGCCUGGAGCCCUCACCACUCUGCCACAGGCAUCACCUUGGACCACAGCUGACCAGACCACAGAUGAGACGGCAGGGAACUUGAGGGGAGUGACGGAUGAUGUGCAGGCUCAUAGAGAACUCCAGAGAGCUUGCAAGGUGCUCCAGGAACUGAGCGGCUUCACCUCAAGACUGUCUACACCUGCCCAGGUCAAUGCCAUCAAUUCACUGAUUUCCCUAAGUGAGCAGUUACUGCAGAUGCCGUUUCAGAACAGCAGUCUGGCUUUCAGAAUGCCUGUGACGUCCUGCCUGACUGACCCCCUCAGUAACGUCCUGAGUACUACGGAAGAAAGUUGGCAGAGACCCACGGGUGGUCCUGAGCAGGUGGAGGACGUGCUGGAGAUGGCCCUCGUGGCCCUCGGGAGGAUCCACGAAGCAGGGGUGCAGCAGAACCCGGCGUCCGGGUCUUCAGUGACGCUGUCCUCUGCCCUCGCUGUCACGAUGCUGAGCAGCCGAAACGCGUCCACUCUGCCUCUGAGCUCUUACACCCUGGGCCACCCCGCACCCGUCAGCUUGGGCUUCCCGUCGGCUGCGGCUUUGGAGGAGCUCCUGAGUAAACACCCGGGAGUUAACGUCCAGGUCGCAGGACUGGCUUUCAAUCCCUUCAAGGAUUUUGACAACAGGGACAUUGUUGGAAGCAUUGGAACUGUGUUGCUCAGCUCUAAUCUUGAAUCGCUCCAAGUCCAUGAUUUAAUGGAAGAUAUCGAGAUCGUGCUCUGGAGAAGCGAGAGCCUGGACCCAGCUCAGCCCAGCAGCCUCAGCCUGAGCACAGAGCAGCUGGUGAUCACGCUGAACAUCACUUCCUCGGAGGAGUCCCUGAUCCUGAGCGUGCAGCCAGACAUCCGCCUUCCCGUGACCCUCUACCUGGCCUUCCAGCAUCAGCCUGAGCCUGCCGACUGCCACCUGAACAUCACCCUUCCAAAGGAUCAGGUGUGGCAGAAAGAUGAGGAGUACACCUGGGUGCUGACGCCCGAGAGCCUGCGCUACGGCAUCGGCACCUACUAUGUAACAGCCGUGUUGAAUGGCGACGCAGAGAGGCCCGCCCUGGUCUCGGUGGUGACAGCUGUCACCCAGUGUUACUUCUGGGACAGCCACAACAGGACGUGGAGGAGCGACGGGUGCCAAGUUGGGCCGCGGAGCACAGUUUCCAGGACGCAGUGUCUGUGUAACCACCUGACCUUCUUCGGCAGUGACUUCUUCAUCCUGCCCAGGACAGUCAACGUCAAAGACACAAUCAGACUCCUGCUCCGUGUGACCAGCAACCCUGUCGGGGUGUCGCUGCUGGCCAGUCUCUUAGGAUGCUACGUGGUCCUGGCUGCGUGGGCGUGGAGAAAGGACCGGGCAGAUACCCAGAAGGUGAAGGUCUCCGUCCUGGCUGACAAUGACCCCAGCUGCCAGUUUCACUACCUGGUUCAGGUCUACACGGGCUAUCGGAGGAGGGCUGCCACGACAGCUAAGGUUGUCAUCACCCUCUAUGGAUCGGAGGGACGGAGCGAGCCCCACCAUCUCUGUGACCCCCAGAAGGCUGUGUUUGAACGAGGGGCCCUGGACGUCUUCCUUCUCACCACCAAGCACCCUCUGGGGGAGCUGCACAGCCUGCGGCUCUGGCAUGACAAUUCUGGCGUCAGCCCUUCUUGGUACGUAAACCAGGUUGUUGUCAGUGACAUGACAGUUAAGAAGAAGUGGCAUUUUCUCUGCAACUGUUGGCUGGCCGUGGACUUGGGAGACUGUCAGCGGGACCGGAUCUUCCUCCCAGCAUCCCAGAGAGAGCUGCUGUCCUUCAGACACCUGUUUUCCUGCAUGAUCGUGGAGAACUUCACCCAGGAUUACCUGUGGCUCUCGGUUGCAACUCGGCAUCCCUGGAACCGGUUCACGAGGGUGCAGCGGCUCAGCUGCUGCGCGACACUGCUGCUCUGCAACAUGCUCAUCAACGUCAUGUUCUGGAAGGCGGGCGGCUCCGCCGGGCGACGGGCGCCAGUGGGUCUGUUGGCCGUGACCUGGUCCGAGCUGCACGUCAGCAUCCAGACAGCUGUCAUCCUUUUCCCCAUCAACCUUGUCAUCGCGCGGCUCUUCCCAGCGGCUCAGCCCCCGGAGACCCAGCCUCCCUUUCCCCCGACCCAGGCUUCCAGCCUCUCGGAUGCACCUGUUGCGCCCCUCUCGCGCGCGAAGGUACUUGAGGAGUUACAGGAGACCGUGGGAUUUCUGCUUAGGAGACGCUCGUGCCUGCUCUCCGAGUGUGAGCAGCCUUCAGGGAGUUCCUGCGACCUUGGCCAGCUGGUGAAGCUUUUAUGCAGCCUCGUGUGUGCUCACAUAGAGGAAGGAGGCUGCCGCCAGCAGCCCGGACCUCCCCGCGUGAGGGUGGCUCCUGAAAGCCAGCGUCAUUUGUGCUGUUACCUGCUCGGAGUGGCACGGAGGCUGGAGUCUGACCUGGGCGCGCUGAGCCUCUCCCCGGUUCCCCAUCCUUGGGACUUCGCAGACGCAGCCAGCCGGCUUCACGAGCUCCAGGAACUCUUGCAGACAUGUGUUCUCCCCACGGAGCAGGAGCCAUCCAGGGAGGUGACGUGUUUCCCCCUCCUGAGCCCAGGGGAGUGGAGGAAGCCCCUGGCAAACGGCUGGCACAGAUGGUUACCUUUCACCUGCUGGAUCCUUCUGGGCGCCAUCAGCCUGGCGUCUGCCUUUUUCACCGCACUUUACAGCUUGGACUUGAACACAGACCAAGCCACCAGCUGGCUCGUUUCCAUGGUAUUGUCGGUGCUUCAGAACAUCUUCAUCAGCCAGCCCAUAAAGGUGGUCGUCCUCACCUUCAUGCUCUCGCUGCUCAUGAAGAGGAUACCAUGGCUCAGCAGAGAGAGGGAACAACAGACGAGGAGGAUCCUGGCGCUCGCUGCGAAAUGUUCUCCCUCGCCACCUGGUUCGAGAGAUCAGAACAACCCCAUCUACAGAGCCCCAGCCACACACAGCGCGGCCGCGCCCCCCGCGGGAGCUGUGAAGGGAAAGAAGCUCUUCAAGCUGACCGGGGACAUCGUGGUGCAAAUCCUCUUCCUUGGCCUACUGCUGAGCACAGUCUACUCGGGGAAGAAUUCCAACCGAUUUCACCUCCAUCAGGCCGUCCGCAAGAGCUUUUCUCACCGCUUCUCAGAAAUCAAGCUUCUGGAAGAUUUCUACCCCUGGGCCAGGCACAGCCUCCUGCCUAACCUGUAUGGGAAUUACACAGGGUUUAUCACCGACGGGAACUGCUUCCUCCUGGGCACGGUCCUCCUCCGUCAGAUCCGCGCUGCCUUCCCGGCUGCAGCCUCUGCCCAGGAACAGGGGACGCCACCGCAGCAGCCCUGGGAGGGCACCGGGAACUGUGGCCUUCACUGGGGAACCCCCAAUGCCAACAUCACAACGCCGGAGGCCAUGUGGCACCACCAGGACGAGGAGGCCCAGCGCGGCUCUCCCAUCCAGGGGGAGUUUGCCGCUUACUCGGAAGGCGGCUGUGUCGUGAGGCUGGGAAAAAACUCCAGCACUGCCGCCAGGGUCCUACAGCACCUUGAACAGCAGCGCUGGCUGGACCGGUGCACGAAAGUCCUCUCUGUGGAAUUUGUGGUCUUCAAUGCGAAUGUGAACCUGUUCUGUGUGGUGACCCUGACUUUGGAGUCCAGUGAUGUGGGGACUUUGAUCGGCUCUGUGAGAGUGGGCAGCCUGCCUUCCCCGCAGACACUGGAGGGCCUUGGCUGGGCUGUCAUCUCCCAGGUCGUCUAUCAUCUGCUGGUCUGUUACUAUGCCUUCGUACAGGGCCGGCGGCUGAGACAGCAGGGGUGGAGGUUCCUCACGCACAAGAGGAACGCGCUGGACACGAGCGUCGUCCUCGUCAGCUUCGUCAUCCUGGUGCUCGACCUCAGGCAGAUUUUUCUGCACAGGACCUACAUGGCCCAGCGCCGCCAGGACCGGGACAGGUUCAUCAACUUCCAUGAGGCAGUUCAAGUGGACUCUGCGGUCACGCACCUGGUGGGAAUCCUGGUUCUGCUGGCCACGGUUCAGCUAUGGAACCUGCUGCAUCAUGACGCCAGGCUGCAGGUCAUCAGCAGAACCCUGAGCAGAGCCUGGGACGAGGUGACCGGCUUCCUGCUGAUCAUCCUGCUCCUGCUCACUGGCUAUGCGACCGUUUUUCACGUGCUGUUUGGAUGGAAAAUCUCUGACUACAGGACUUUUGUCAACUCGGUGGUGACUGUUGUUGGUCUCCUCAUGGGAAUUUCUCACUACAAAGAGGUUAUUGCUUUAGACCCAGUCCUGGGCUGCUUCCUGAUCCUCGCCAGCGCCAUCCUGAUGGUACUUGUGGUCAUCAAUCUCUUUGUUUCUGCUAUUCUCAUGGCCUUUGGAAAAGAAAGAAAGUCCCUGAAGACAGAAACUACACUGCUAGAUAUGCUGCUACAGAAGCUCUCGAGUUUGUUAGGAAUCCGGUGGCACCAGAAUCCCUCCCCCGAGAAGCAGCCAUGACAGCAGUGGGCACUGACUGCAGUCCUAGAAGAAAAUGAGAACAGUGCUUGCUUCUGGGGACAGCAUGGAACUGACUGGAAACGAACAAGGGAACUUGGUGGGAUGACAGAAGCAUUCUACACCCUGACCAGGGUACCCACACACACUCGCUUGCUCUCAAACUAUACACUUACGUAUUUUUAACGCACAUCACAUCUCAAUAAAACAACUGUCUCAAGGUGGCAUGUAAUGCAUCACUUGUCAAUUAGGAUGCCCGUAACCCACAUCAGAAUGCCUGGUUUGAGUUCUAGCUCCUCAGCUAAUGCUGGCUCAAGGGGCUGUAAAGCAGCCAGCAUCCCAUGUGGGUACCAGUUCAAGUCCCAGCUGCUCCACUUCUGAUCUGGCUCCCUGCUGAUGAACCUAGGAGAACAGUACAUGGCCCACGGGCAUGGGCCCCUGCAUCCAGGUGGAAGACCUGGAAGAAACUCCUGGCUUCAGAUCAGCUCAGCUCUGGCAGUUAUGGCCAUUUGAGGAGUGAACCAGUGGAUAAAUAACCUUUCUGUCUCUUCCUCUCUCUCUUUGUACCUCUACCUCUACCUCUCAAAUAAAGUCGUAAAAAAAACAAGUGGAGCAGCUGGGACACCCACGUGGGAUGCCAGCACCGCAGGCGCAGUUCUACCCACCACACUACAAUGCAGCUCCAUCCCUGAUUUCACAAAGUACCAUCUCUUCAGGUUUCUGGAGGUGCUGGCAGCGUGUUUUGAAUCGGGUGCACAGUACGUCACCAUGAGUGCUUUGUAAACACUCACUCAACUACAUGUGCUUAUUUCCCCUCUUUAAUAUACCACUUAAUUUCCAGACAUAAAGUAGCAAGAAUAAAAGAACUUGAACAAA